GGGGCAGGGCUAGCCCUUAAAGGAGCCACGACCCAUUAGGAGACCAUAGGAUGAUCCAGAUGAUGGCGGCCAGCGCGGCCUUAGCCUUGGCCCUGGGGCUCCUACUGCCAUCAGCGGGGGUGAGAGGGGCCGGGCCCCCACCGAUACAGGACGGCGAGUUCACAUUCCUGCUGCCUGCGGGGAGAAAGCAAUGUUUCUACCAGUCCGCGCCGGCCAACGCAAGCCUCGAGACCGAGUACCAGGUGAUCGCAGGUGCUGGGCUGGAUGUGGAUUUCACGCUGGAGAGCCCUCGGGGUGUGCUGCUGGUCAGUGAGUCCCGCAAGGCAGAUGGGGUGCACACGGUAGAACCCACGGAGGCUGGGGACUACAAGCUGUGCUUCGACAACUCCUUCAGCACAAUCUCCGAGAAGCUGGUGUUCUUCGAACUCAUCUUUGACAGCCUGCAGGAUGAUGAGGAGGUCGAAGGCUGGGCAGAGGUCGUGGAGCCUGAGGAGAUGCUGGAUGUCAAAAUGGAGGACAUCAAGGAGUCUAUCGAGACCAUGAGGACACGCCUGGAGCGCAGCAUCCAGAUGCUGACCCUGCUGCGAGCCUUGGAAGCACGGGACCGCAACCUGCAGGAGGGCAACCUGGAACGGGUCACCUUCUGGUCGGCCGUGAACGUGGCCGUGCUGCUGCUGGUGGCUGUGCUGCAGGUCUGCACACUCAAGCGCUUCUUCCAGGAUAAGCGCCCGGUGCCUACGUAGCCCGUCCCUGAAGAACAGGGAAAAGCAACGGCAGCAGGGUGCAUGUGUGUGUGACGUAGUUUCCUGUGAGAAGCGAGGCUGUAUAUUCGGGGCCUGAGGUGUGGCCCGUGUCUUCCCUUCCAGGCCAGAAUACUGGCUGGCUUGCAGGCCUGGGCCAUCCAGAAGGGGUAGCUCAGUGACUGCAUCUGCUUUCCUGGAAAUUGUGCGUGGGGGGCACUGCAGCAUUUGAAUGCAACCCUGGGAUUUUCUGGCCCCGCCUGUCCCCUGAAUGUGCCUUAGCCUGAGCCUUCCAGUUGCACCACCACUGCCUGGUGCAGAAUGGGAUCCAGGAAGCUAACUUUUUCUUCCCUCCCGCACUGGCCCUAUGAGCCA
Molecule: messenger RNA, 1115 nt
Organism: Myotis myotis
Lineage: Eukaryota; Metazoa; Chordata; Mammalia; Chiroptera; Vespertilionidae
Gene: TMED1
Product: transmembrane p24 trafficking protein 1
Exons: 4
Coding region: 51-743 (230 amino acids)
Biological process (GO): endoplasmic reticulum to Golgi vesicle-mediated transport; intracellular protein transport; Golgi organization
Cellular component (GO): Golgi apparatus; COPII-coated ER to Golgi transport vesicle; endoplasmic reticulum-Golgi intermediate compartment
Source: RefSeq, a predicted model, not a curated record